UUUGUUAAAGCGUUAGCAGGAAGUUCCUACUAAAAAUACCCCCGACGUCAGGCUAAAGAAAGGCGGACAAAUUCUAGGAUUUCAUGUGUACGUCAAGGUGCCUUAGGCAACAUGUCAGGACAAAGGGGAAACAGUCUGUGUUCAUGGCAUAAACUCUCGUCCUUGGGUUUCUCUCUGCUUGUUGUGUACAUCAGCUCGAUCAACUCAGUUCCUCUAGACAAGCUGGAGCCAGAGACUUACAGCAAAUACUACAAUUACGACCAACUUACUGACCUUCUCAAAAGUCUCGCCCAGAAAUACGCAAACAUCGCAAAUCUGACCAGCGUCGGCAGAUCCGUUGAAAACAGGGAGCUUUGGGUGAUGAGAAUCACCAAGGACCCACAUGAUGAUGAUAUACCGGGAAAACCCAAAUUCAAGUACGUGGGCAACAUGCACGGAGACGAGACCGUGUCCCGCCAGGUUCUGAUCUACCUGCUGGAGUAUCUGCUGGAGAAGUACGGAGAGGACCCGAGGGUCACAGAGCUGCUCGACAGCACUGAUGUUUAUAUCAUGCCGAGCAUGAACCCCGACGGAUUUGAGAGGUCUGAGGAGGGGGAUUGUACGGGCAAAGAUGAGGGUCGGAACAAUGCCAAAAACCAAGACCUCAAUAGAAGUUUCCCAGACCAGUUUAAAGAGAUACACGUGAAUGCAGAAGACAUCCCUGAAGUCACUGCUGUCAUGAGGUGGAUCCUGCAGAACAAAUUUGUGCUCUCUGGGAAUCUGCAUGGUGGGACCGUGGUGGCCAGUUAUCCUUUUGAUGACUCUGAGUCCCAUAAUCCUGAGGGCACCUAUAGCAAAUCUCCUGAUGAUGCACUUUUCAGAUACUUGGCACAGGUUUACGCAGAGAAUAACCCUGUUAUGAAAACCGGGCAGCCAAAGUGUAUGGAAAACAAAAAUGAGAGGUUUGAGAAUGGCAUCACAAAUGGAGCAAAGUGGUAUGAUGUGGCAGGGGGUAUGCAGGAUUUCAAUUACCUGAAGGGGGGCUGUUUGGAAAUCACUAUGGAGCUCAGCUGCUGCAAGUACCCAGCCUCAACUCAACUCAAAACAGAAUGGGACAACAAUCGGGAGGCCCUGCUGGCCUACAUGGAGAAGAUUCAUAUCGGUGUGCGUGGCUUUGUUAGAGCAGCCAGGAAUGAUGCCCCUCUAGCAGAUGCUGUGGUAAUGGUUGCUGGCAUUAAGCACAAUGUGAGCACUUCACGCUUUGGUGACUACUAUCGCCUGCUGUUACCCGGCACCUACAACAUCACCGUUUUAGCCCCGGGUUACAUUCCCAUGUCCGUGUCUGGGGUGGAGGUGACUGAGGGAAAAGCAGCUGUGCUGAACAUCACCCUUGAAGCUGAGAAUGGUGAGAAUCCAGCCACCCCCUCAAUCCCAGACUCCCCCACUGAAACCUCUGUGAACAGUGCCAGCACAGAAAGCAGCAGCACCGGUGUCGACAAAGCAGCAGAUGAAGAGAAGGACUCCAGGGUUACAGUCCAGCCCCAGGAAUUCCGACAUCACCACUACAAUGACAUGCAUCUGUUCCUGCAGAAGUUCAGCUCUGAUUACAGCUCCAUCACGCGGCUGUAUUCCAUCGGCAAGUCUGUGCAGGGACGUCUCCUGUGGGUCAUGGAGAUCUCUGACAAUCCUGGUGUCCACGAGUUAGGUGAACCGGAGUUUAAGUAUAUUGGUAACAUGCACGGCAAUGAAGUGGUUGGUCGGGAGCUGCUCCUCAACCUCAUCGAAUACCUUUGUCGCAACUAUGGCACUGACCCUGAGGUCACCCAGCUCAUCAACUCCACACGUAUCCAUAUCAUGCCUUCAAUGAACCCAGAUGGAUAUGAAGCGUCCCAAGAGGGAGACAAUGGUGGCAUCCAGGGACGUAACAACUCUAACAACUAUGACCUGAACCGUAACUUUCCUGACCGGUUCAACUUUGUCACGGAUCCAAGGCAGCCAGAGACCCUUGCUGUUAUGAACUGGGCCCUGAGCUACCCGUUUGUGUUGUCUGCCAACCUUCAUGGAGGCUCUUUGGUGGUGAAUUAUCCAUUUGACGAUAAUCCAGACAAUGUUAGCAGAUACAGCAAGUCCUCAGAUGAUGACGUGUUCAGGAUGGUGGCGCUUGCCUAUUCACGGGAAAACUCUCAAAUGUAUGAUGGUCACUCCUGUAUGGACGUGGCUUCAUAUCAAGAAAAUUUUAAACAUGGCAUCACCAAUGGUGCUGAUUGGUACAAUGUCCACGGAGGGAUGCAGGACUGGAACUAUGUCAACACUAACUGCUUUGAGGUGACCAUUGAACUAGGCUGUUUCAAAUACCCACCAGCAGCAGAUCUACCCAAGUACUGGGAACAAAACCGCAGAUCACUUCUGCAGUUCAUCCGUCAGGUUCACCGUGGAGUAAAGGGAAUGGUAAUCGACAGCAAAGAUGGAUCAGGCAUCCCCAAUGCUACGAUCACUGUGGAUACAGUUAAUCACCCCAUCAGAUCCAGCGUUGCAGGGGACUACUGGCGCCUACUCGUCCCAGGAAAAUACCAUCUGACUGCCUCUGCCCAAGGCUACUCCUCAGUUAGCACUGUUGUCAUAGUGCCUGAGGAUGGAGUGGAGAUUGUUCAUUUCACAUUGACCCGGAUUCACAGUAACAUGAAUGGGCAGAUGACUGAAGAUACCACCCCAGUUCUGGAUCCCAGGUUGAAGGAGUUCCAGAGCCUCAUCAAGCAGCUGUCAGGAGAAUCUGGUCUGGACAAGCUGAUCAAGGACACUCACACCCAGAGCAGCUUCCGUUAUCGACGGUACAGCGAGGUUUCCGAGUUCCUGCGUGGCCUCACCCUGAACUUCCCAGAAAUUACCUCACUUCAGAGUCUUGGACAGAGUGUGGAGUUCAGAACCAUCUGGGCUCUGGAGAUCUCCAACAACCCUAAAGUCCAAGAACCGUCUGAGCCUAAGAUCCGGUUUGUGGCAGGUAUACAUGGAAACGCCCCAGUAGGGACAGAGCUGCUUCUGGAGUUUGCUGCCAGUCUCUGUAUUAACUACGGAAAGAACCCAGCCAUCACAAGGCUCAUCAAUGAGACCAGAAUUGUUAUCUUGCCCAGCAUCAACCCAGAUGGGCGUGAGUUGGCAAAAGAGAAAAACUGCACCUCCACUGCAGGCAUGACUAAUGUGCACGGGAAGGACCUUGACAGUGACUUCUUCGGUAAUGCAUCUCAGCGUGCUGCAGAACUUCAGCCAGAGACACGUGCUGUUAUGGAUCUGAUACAGGAAAGAGGCUUCACACUCUCCGUGGCUCUGGAUGGAGGCUCCGUUUUGGUCACCUACCCAUAUGACAAACCAGUGCAAUCUGUUGAAAAUGCAGAUACGCUGAGAUAUUUGGCUACUAUGUAUGCCAACCACCAUCCCAAAAUACAAUUGGGCGAUACUGGAUGUCCAGACAGCCAGAUGGGCACCAUCCCUAACGGUGUCCUUCGAGCAGCAGAAUGGCACAGUCACUUGGGCAGCAUGAAGGACUUCAGUAUGGACUUUGGUCACUGUCCCGAGAUCACGGUCUACACCAGCUGCUGCCUGUUCCCAACGGCUGAUAUGCUGCCCACGCUUUGGGCUGAGAACAGGAAGUCUCUUCUGAGCAUGCUGGUUGAGGUGCAUAAAGGGAUUCGUGGGGUGGUCAAGGAUAAGAGCGGUAAGCCCAUCGUGGGCGCUAUAAUAGUACUGAAUGGUGGUGUUCGAGUCUUCACCAGUGAGGGAGGAUAUUUCCACGCCCUUCUGGCCCCUGGUUUACACAAAAUUGAAGUGGUGGCUGACGGCUACCAGCAACAGUCCCAGAAGGUGUCUGUGUUGCCAUUUGAAGCAGCAAGUUCUCUUAUUAUUGAGUUUGACAUGGAGAAUGAUAUAUUUGGCCUUCCAAGAGAGUUAGUAGUGGCAAGUGCAGCUGCCGCAAUGACGGCCCUGAUCGUGACAGCCUGCAUCAUCUGGUGCGUCUGCUCAGCCAAGUCAAACAGACAAAAAGACGGAUUCCAUCGGCUGCGACAGGAACGGGACGACUAUGAAGACGAGAUCCGCCUCAUGUCUAUGGGCUCCAAAAAGUCUCUCCUGAGCCACGAAUUUCAAGAUGAGAGCGAAAGUGACGAGGAUACGCUAUACACCAACAAACUUUGAGACCUUACUGCUUGCUCCCUCUCCUCCCCCUGAGUCUGUCCAAACUGCCUGCAGGGCCAGUAGAGGGGGCUCAACGUCCAGCAGAAUAAAUGUCCAAUCUGUCGAAACCAGAGAAUCACCGUGGGAUGCACUUUAAUGCCCUGUUUAAAUCAGGUGAGCGUUUUGCACCGUAGUGUAUGCAAUUAACCACCGCUCUCAGCCAGCCUGCUUGGUUAUCUGGGUCUUUAUAAUAAUCAGCUAGAAUCCAUCUCAACAGGAUUAUGAAGCACUGUGCCUUGUUAGAUUAGAGGUUGCAUGGAUGCUGCUGUUGUGAGGAUGAUGAUUUUGUAGAGUAAAUGGAAUUUUGCUCCCCUUUUUUCAGUGGACACGGGUCAAAGUCAGGAAACAAUCCAUCUGAGAAUCAAUUCCAAGUUUAUGAAACACACACUACAGUGUUUCUUGUUGCUAUUUGCAGUCAUACAGCCAGUGCAGUGGACUAAACAUUUCAUAUUCUGUCUUAAAUAUAGAUAUAUUUACAUUUAGCAAGGUGAAACAGAUACGUAGCAGACAAACGUGCUCACUCAUGCCUUCCCAUUUAUCUUCUGUUAUUUUGACGUUCAAGGAUAUGGUGAAACAAUAAUAACUCCGCAUGGACAUGAUUGUGUUUAAUCAGUGUGUCUAGAUUCUUCUGUUUUACUGUGCACUCGUGAAAAAUAAUGUAUUUAUUUUUGUUUUAACAGCCAUCCAAUGAAACGUUUAUUUUGCUCACCGAUCCCAAAAAGAUGCUAUCAAAACUUUUUUCAUGUAGUUUAUACAUUUAUUUUUUGAAUCAUUCUUUGUUCUACUCUCUAAAAGAUAAGCAAACACAAUAUUAAAACUUAAUAGGACAGAUUUUUCUUUAUAAUUCAUCAUUCUGUGCCAGACUGAACAUUAAUACAAGUCAAAUGCUAAUAAGUGGGAAAAUUAUGUCAUUGAUCCUAUUUGUCAAGAAAAAUUUAAUUUAUUUUGGCUUAAUGUUGAUUUGUCAUGCUUGAAUGUAAAUUUCUGGGUGUGUUUGAACAAAUAUGUUUAACUUUUCUAUGUUUGUGCUAAUGUUUUUUUUUUCUUUUUAUACAACAAUGAUUGUAGAUAUCAAAUUGUUGCCAACUGUAUGUAAAUGACACAAGUGCAAUUUCUAUCAAGAGUGAAAGAACUGCACAGAUACACCUGUUUUUGUGUAUUAAAAAAUAUAUGGUGUGUAAUAAGAUGUAAAUAAAGAUGAAACUUUGUGCUAAA
This is a messenger RNA of Carassius carassius (crucian carp), 5418 nucleotides long. Its product is annotated as carboxypeptidase D-like. The coding region runs from base 112 to 4164 and encodes 1350 amino acids. Gene Ontology annotation, molecular function: metallocarboxypeptidase activity; zinc ion binding. The record is from RefSeq and is a predicted model, not a curated record. NCBI's taxonomy places the organism in Eukaryota, Metazoa, Chordata, Actinopteri, Cypriniformes, Cyprinidae. Gene Ontology annotation, biological process: proteolysis. The transcript is spliced from 21 exons.